Penicillium verhagenii is the source of this 5151-nucleotide messenger RNA. RefSeq lists its product as uncharacterized. Lineage: Eukaryota; Fungi; Ascomycota; Eurotiomycetes; Eurotiales; Aspergillaceae. The record is from RefSeq and is a predicted model, not a curated record. The coding region runs from base 1 to 5151 and encodes 1716 amino acids. The transcript has 2 exons. Gene Ontology annotation, cellular component: endoplasmic reticulum palmitoyltransferase complex; extrinsic component of endoplasmic reticulum membrane. Gene Ontology annotation, biological process: peptidyl-L-cysteine S-palmitoylation; protein targeting to membrane.
AUGGACUUUGAGCAUUUCCUCGAUUUAUGCGGCCGAUCGCUCUUCGCGGAGGAAUACAAAGGAGAUCUCGAUGCAGCCUGGGACUACCUCGAGCUCCACUCAGUGCAGCAAACCGACGAACCGGACGAUCUAAAUAACAAGGCAGAAUACCUGCGCUGUUCGUCUAUUUACGGAAUUCUAAUCGGCAAUUUCGCCCACGCAUACGAACACCUGAAUUCCCUCUUCGACCUACUCCCCAAACUACCGCAAGAAUGGGGUUUGCGAUACACGAAUUAUAAAGUUCUCGCCGAUUACACGCGCCGCUUCUGCCCGGCGCUCCGCUUCUACCAUGAGCGAGGGUUCCCGCUUAACGUUGUCAUGGUCGGCGAUAUCGUCGGGCCACAGGAGUUUUCCGUGAAAUUCAUGGAAAAUAUCCACCAAUACAUGCCCAAGGGAGUACCCCGAGAUCAGGGCCUCGCGCAAGUCUUGAAUGUGGUGCAAUGGAUAUGUGUGCAUGUUCGGGACCUGACGUCUCGAUAUCAUCCGCUCUCACCUGGUGGAUCAGGGUAUAAGCCUGAGACUAAUACUUCGCCUGAUAUCGCAGGGAGGGCAAAUGGAUUGUUGAAAUUCCGGGCGGCGGCAGAUACGAAUGGCGCGGCUAGUCUUGCGGCCUAUUUGACUAGGCUGGUUGUUGAAAUGCAUAUUGCAUGUCAGAAUCCCGAAACGGGAAUCAUGCUGGUCGACUUGUAUCAGCGGUGUGAGAGGGUGAAUGAUUAUGCCGGUAUGGCAAAUGCGAAGUUGAUUGAAGGGGAUAGUAUUCUGUGUGCUCCGUUUACGAGCCCGCUUGCCAUGAACCUGAUUGUUGUUAAUGCCUCUGCUGCGAUUGGUGACGAUGCUCUUUGGGAUCCCAUUGAGCUUGAUCUUGAAUUUGAGUACUCUGCUGAAGUCAAACAGUGUUAUGAAUCUGCUCUUGAGCUUUUUGAUAAAGGCAGCUGCAAGAGAGGUCGGGCGGCUGUCUUACUUCGACAAGGGUGCUGUCUGCAUUAUGUAGCACGUUUGCAGCGAUCCAUGAAUGGGGAAUAUCUCACUCUUUUGGGAGAAUCAGAGGUCAAACUGCAAGAGGCACAAGACAUGUUUGGUAGAGAUGGAGCCAGUAAACAACUGGUCAAAGCACAUCAAGUACUGCUUAGUAUUUCCAAAGGGAAUGCUCAACGCGUGAAGCUGGCCGCGCGAGAGAUUGGAACGUGGUGCGCGGACGCAAAGAAUGAGAUGCUCGCCCAUUUCAUUGGACGGUUCUUAUUACGAUUCGGUAAUCAGGAAUGGUUCAAAUAUUCCAACAUGGACACAGCAAUACAGACUUGGGAGUGCGCCUUCGAGGUCCUGAAGCCAACUGGGGACCUUGUUCCCUUGUUUCAGUCCGUGGUAGCUCGCGCAUCUAUUCAGCACGAGUGGUUCAACUCGAGUGCGGCAAGAAUCCUCAUCAUGGAGGCUUUGACCAUGGUUGAUGGAGUGCGAGAAUAUUUCCAAACCAAGAUCUCAUCUGUACCAGAGACCCCACUAGAUGAACUGGACCGGACAAUGCUGCGGACAGAACAGGGAACUCUUUUCUGGACUUUCAAUCAAUACGCUAGCAGAGUGUUUUUCUCAAACGAAGAUAUGCAGCCUUUAUAUGAUUUGCGGACAAGGUACAAAGGUUGGCUUGAGACUGACGACAAUUUCCGAUUCUGGAGGGAGCUAAUAGAGAACCCUGGUGAUAUCGGUAAUGGAUUUAAGCCUCAAAUUACAUUUGGCAAAGACAUGUUCAAGGAUCUCUGGCAAACAUCAAUGUCUGAUGAGGAAGCACAUAUCAGGUACAAGUCGGCAGAGACCGGUUUCAACAGGUUAUUGGCCGAAGGUGAUGUCUUAGGGGCAGAGGGGCUAUUUCGUCGAUACCUAAGUGAAGCGAAGCACCAAGACAAAGUCCACAUGAGAGAUCUUUACCGGGCCCUGGCUUGUCAUAGGAUUGGAGAUCAAGUCCAAGCACGGGAGGUCCUAGACUCUAUGACGGAUGAUGUGUUGUUUGAGGGACACCUAGAAGCUUUUCAGCAAGGCAUCGCUAUCAGGUCUGCUCUUCCGCUACGGGCGCAGAAUGCCUUGACCUUUACCUUGUUGAGUGGCGAUAUGGAGAGGGGCCGAAAACUCAUUAAAAUGAUCGUCGAGAUGAGUCCAAUGUUUUUCAAUUCGGUGCUGGACAAUGCCCUCGAUUAUUCGCAGCGGCUUACUCAAUACGCGGCCUUCAUGAAGGAUGUAGAGCCUGAGAAAUCUUUUGAAAUGCUUCUCCGUGCUCGAGAGAUCAUUGAAACCAAGAGAAAGCAGAGCUCAGAUUUGGAUGCGCGCGUCUCGGGCUCUGCUGCUGCUUGGAGUUUCGAGAUGUAUCUUGACCUUGCACGUAUAUGCCUGACCGCUGAAAGUGGACAUCUCCCUUUGAGCGUUUUAUCAGGAUACGAUCAUGGCCACUUUGACGGGAUAUCGUGGAAGGAUCAUGCAUUGCUCUUCAUUGAGAUGAGUAGAGCACGUGCUGUGCUAGAUUCUUUGCAGAAACAAGCAACCCAACCUUCAGGGCUACCUGGAGCCCCUAAAACCGCGCAAUUAUCCGAGGCUGUCCAGAAACGCCGUCUCUUGAGAUCAUUAAUGUCUCUGGGCAAGUUGUCCCCGGAUCAAGAGAAAGAAGUUGCACAGUUGCAAGAGGAGAUCAAGGAUUUGGAAGAAAAUGGGUCGCUCUCUUCUGCAACUACUUUUAUCGAGACGGUGAACACCAUCAUUGAGCCGAAAUAUUUAUACCAAAGCAUCGAUCCCGAUGCCGUGGUUAUUGAGGCGACAUUUGGAUCCCGAGGAUUGAUCGCGUUUGCAGUGACCAGUGACGGUAUCCAGCAGACAUAUCAGUCAUCGACAAACCACCCCGAUAUCCGGAGACCUGUUAUGAGAGCCAUGCAGAUCAUGAGAGAGAUGACUGGCUAUAUUGGGGAACAGGAGGAAGCUCAGAAGAAAACGCUCAAUGAACUUUGCAACGAGGUCUCCAAAGCGUUGCUGGUGCCCUUUGCCGAGAUAAUCCGAGCCAAGGGGCAUGUCAUCUUCUCCGUGUCCGAUCCGUUGACUGCGUUCCCUUUCUCAGUCCUCCCCUUUGAUGACAAGCCUCUGGUAAUGCAAGCCGUUGUCUCUCAAGUCCCGAGCUUGGCAGUACUCUACUAUCUUUCCCAACGCAAGUCGACAUCAGCCUCACCGACCGUGUCAGUUUUGGCUAAAGCCCCUUCAGAAGAGCCAUAUAGUACCACCCGGGGAGGCCAAGAAGUCAAUCUCCACAUGGCGGGUAUAGAAGCUGUCAACAUUGCCCGCAUGUUCGCAACAUGGCCUAUCGAGGCGUCUCAACUAUCACGGAAAGACUUUCGGCAUUAUGUCGAGGGGGGAUCAUUGAUCAUGCAUAUCGGGACGCACGGUGACAUCAACUCUCGCAACCCCCUCCUUUCGUCUAUUUCGAUUGGCCAAGGCCAGGAUUUCCGUGUGGUGGACAUGUCAGCGAUUCAAAGCAACGUGAAUCUCCUGGUCUUUGCUGCUUGUCUGAGUGGUAUGGGCAAGGCAACCAUCGGUAGCGAAGUUCUAGGCUUUUCUCACGUUGUGCUCAGUACUGGAUGCCAGGCCUAUAUCGGAUCCCUGUGGAAAGUGAGCGAUUUUGGCUCGAUGUUGGUCAUGACGCUCUUCUAUCGACACCUGAAGGAAAAUCCGCAGUGGGCUGUGGCGCAAGCUAUGAGAGCGGCACAGUUGGAUCUAUUGCAGCUGGACACGGAAAAGGCCGGGAUCCUUCUUGAUCAGAUGUUAGAUAAUUGGACGUCCCCCGGUGCAGACGACGGGCGACAACCUGCAGAUUUCGUGCCCGACGCUGAGUUUCUUUUGCUCACGUUGAAAAUGAUCUUGAACCAGCUGGACUGGUCCAGUCCGUUUUACUGGGCACCAUUCACCCUUGUGGGGGAGGUUGAAUCGAAUUCCUCUCGUUAUCUACCCGUGCGUGGCCAACAUUCCUUUGGCUUUCGGACAGCACCCGUGGAGCCGACUCCGUCAUUCGCUCGAGCACAGCGGCGACAUUGCGUCCCCAUCCCGGGCCCGUCGUCGUUCCCUGCAAUUCACCGUCCUGCGGCUGUUCGACUCGCGAACCCCGUCAACCACGUCCCCCGCAUAACCCCUAUCACAUUCCAACCCACUCGAUCGGACGAAAGUCUCCCCCUCAGUCAUCAACGCGACGCACACCCCCUCCUUAGCGUCCCCGAACGCCGUCGCAGUCGCUUAACCCCCUCCCCAACUAGUCUUAUCGUUGAGCACAGCCACGGGGAAUCCGAAAGCGGGCGCACAAGCAUCGCUCUCCCUCCAGGUCAUCGGCGCAGCGGUCAAUUUUCCCCCACAGUUGAAAUGGCGGCAGCUUUUGCUGGGAGUGCGGCGCGGGAUGUCGAAAAUCUGCGACCACCCGAAGAAGUCCAUUUCGCACUAGAUGGCACUCGAUCCCGAGAAGACGGCCGACCGCGUCAUGCACAAUCUCAAACCUCUCUCCGAUCUCAAUCUCAAAUCGCCUCCGUUCCCUCGAUCACAGGCCCCGCCCCCGAUGUUGCUGAAGAGCUGGCUUGGGGCCCGGCGCACCCCUGUUACCCUCACCUCAACCCUCAUGUCCCUAUCAAUUCGCCGGAAUAUCUCUCAACGCGGGUCAUACGUGUUCGACGCGAUUGGAUGAUCAAGGCGGAUUUGGCACCUACAUUUUCAAAUCUUUACCCUGAGAUUCUGGAUCCGUUACUGUCGGAGCAGGAGUUCCGCAAAGUCAUCGCCACCGUGAAUACUGGGGUCAUCAAAGCUUUUGAUCCGUUCAGCUUACGGAACUGGAUAGAUGGCGCGCUUGGCUUGUUGACUGGCUGGAUCUGGGAUGACUUGAACGGGCCUGGCGUCAAAGACUCAUUGCAAUACGUUGAGACAUGGCUCGAUAAAUGGAACCGGGAAGUUGGUUCCAAAGAUGGGGUUCACAUCUGGAGUCUAAGACGCACGGCAUACAUGUCCCUUGAUAUUCAGAUCCCUGAUCCCAAGGUUGGCAUCGUCCCCAGCGAGGCACCCUCUUUGCCAAACACCAGGCCGAGUACCGGAGUUGGCCCCGCCAAUUGA